Tetrahymena thermophila SB210 is the source of this 3729-nucleotide messenger RNA. Its product is annotated as cation channel family protein. NCBI's taxonomy places the organism in Eukaryota, Ciliophora, Oligohymenophorea, Hymenostomatida, Tetrahymenidae. The transcript is spliced from 4 exons. The record is from RefSeq and is a predicted model, not a curated record.
AUGAGUAUAAAUAAAUCUCAUAACUUAUUAAAAAAUUCUAUUAAAGAGAGAAAAGAGCAUGAUUAGUACAGCGAAGAGUGGAGUCCGAAUUCAUAAAUGAAGCUGUAGCAUGUUCUUUAAUAUAUAAAAAGACUAAGAGAUUAGAAGCGUGCUUAUAAUUUAGUGAUGAAUUUACCUUCAAGAAUGUUGAGAAGUUUUGAUAAAAAUAAAUUUGAUCUUUUAAACGAUAAAGCUUUUCACUAUGAUGAAAAGACAUACUUAUAGUUAAUAAACUAAAAUAAUAUUAAUAAUAAUAAUUUAUAAAACAAUAUAAGCUAAACACAAGAGCCUAAGAAUUAAGACAAAACUAGGCAAACUUAAAGCUUAAAUUUAUCUAAUUCUAGAUAUAAUAACUAUUUUGAGUAGGAUUCUGUUCUUUGUGACAAAAAAAAAUAAUAGACAAACAGUAUCAGUAAGUAAAUAAGCUAAAUUUAAAUUAAGAAUUUGAAAGAUAAUUUAAUAACAAUUAAGUCAUCUAUUGUUAAAAUACUUGAGUAAAUUCCAGUAAUACUGCCUUCAAGCCCUUUGAAGUUUAUUUGGGAUUUGAUUUUCAUGAUUUUAUUAAUUAUUUGCCUAUUUUAUUUACCAAUUACUAUUUCAUUUGGAUUCAUAUUCCCUGAUUUGAUUUCUUAAUGCUAUUUGAUAACUAUUCCUACUUUGAUAUUGUUAAACACAUUCUUCUAAAUUAAUACUGGGUACUAUAAAAAAGGAUAAGUAAUAAUUAGUAGAUUUAAAAUUAUUAAAAAAUAUGUAAAAAAAACACUCAUCCAAGACCUUAUUUGUGUUUUCCCACUUACAUUCACACUUUAUUAUUAAACUUAUAAAUACUAACAGAAAUAGUAUUAAGAUAUUGAUGAAAAUAAUGCUUCCUUUUAACUUCUCCUUUUGCCUUUUAUUUUCAAAGUUUUCUCUAUAAAUGCAACUUUAAAAAAUUUUGAAGAAAGAUUUAACUUACCUAAAUUCUUGCUCAAUAUGAUUUAAUUGGCCAAGCUUUUAUUAACAAUAAUUUUUAUUAAUCACUUAUUUGCUUGCCUCUGGCUUUACAUAGCUCGUAUAGAGAGAAAGUAUGGCGUAGAUUAAAUUUGGUUGAACUAUAACAAUAUUCAAAAUGCUAAUUGGUCUCAACAAUAUGUAGCUGGUUUCUAUUUUAUGACUGUAACCAUGAUAACUGUUGGCUAUGGAGAUUUCCUACCAUUAAAUUAACAAGAGUAAAUUCUCAGUGUUAUAACUAUGAUGCUAGCAUGUGGUGUUUUUGGUUAUACUUUAAAUGAAGUAGGAUCAAUAUUCAAUAAUUUUUUCUAAGUCGAUAGAGAGAUUAAAAGAAAAUAAAUUCUAAUUUAGAAAUUCAUGAGUACAAAAAAUAUUAAUAAAAGAUUAUAAUAUCAAAUAAGAGAGUAUUUAGAAUAUUGUUGGAGAGAGUAGGCAGAGACUGAUUAUGAAGAAAAGUAGAUGAUAAUUGAUUAAUUAAGUGAUUCACUUAGAUAAAAACUACUCUUUGAAGCAAACAAAAUUGUUCUGAGAGAUAAUCCAAUAUUUAAGCAGAAUUUUUCAAAAAAUGUUAUUGAAAAAACUGUGCCUUUGAUUCUAGAAAUGAAAUAUUCCCCUGAGAGUAUAAUUUGCUAAAAAGGAGUAUUGGAUGAUUGCUCUAUUUAUUUUAUAGAAAAAGGAUCAAUCGAAAUUGUACUGAAUCCUAAGGGAAACAAUCAAGUAUAGCUAUUAAAGCUGAACAAAGGUGAAUCGUUUGGAUCUCAUAGCUUUUUUACUGGUCUUCCAAGGAUUAAUAAUAUCAGAUCGUGUGAAUUUACAACUGUUUUAAAGAUAAAAAGACAAGAUUUCUUGUAAUUGUUAUCAUGCUAUCCUGAAGAUUAUGAGACUUUUUGUUUCAUUCGCGAUCAAAUAAACUUUUUGAAUGACUAUUCAAAAAUAGGAUAAGUUUGCAAGAGUUGUAGCUCAAGCUAUCACAUGAUAAAUGAUUGCUAGUAUCUUCAUUACAUAUCAAAUAAGGCUAGAAUAAUUAAAAUGUAUAAUGAUGAGAAUAAUAUCAAUUAAACUGAAAGAACUCCUCAUUAACGAAGAAAUCCUAAUGUUAAUUAUCACUACAAGAAUUCAUUAGUCAUUUAACAUGAUGUUGUUAAGCAAAAUUUAAUCUUCUUGGAAUAAAAUGAAAGUUUACUAAAUUUUAGUGAUGAAGAUACUGAAUUUUCAGACGGAUAUUAUAACUAAGAGAGUUUAAGAGGAUAGUAAAAUAUUUAAAGAUAUCCCAAUACAGAUGGAUCAAAUUUCAAAAAAAACAUCUUUCUUAUCUCUGAGCAAUCUACACUUAAAGAAUAAGAAAACGAUAGCAAUUUUAAGUAUCCACUUACUAAAAAGAACACGAUAUCAAAGUUUGGAUAAGAUUAUAAUCAUACUGUUAGCAGAAGUUUAAAUACAAUAGAUAAAAAUUUAGAUAGUGCUCUUGAAAAUACAACAUUUUAGAAUGAUAUUUUAUCAUUAAAUAUCCCAGAUAUUUCCUAAUAAUAAUAGAACAUUUAAUUUAAUUCACCUUCUCUUGAAUAUGAUGCUACAAGCAAAAAAAAUGUAAUAACACCUUCUUCGAGAAAAAAUUAUGAUAUGUAAUUCAAUACAAUCAAUAGAAUGAGAACAAAUACAGCUGAUAAAAGUGAGAAUAAUUACGAUUAAAAUAUUUCAUUUAACUAAGCUUAUUAGAACUUUUCUUGUGAAGCAAAUAACAGGUAAGGUUUAUAGACUAAGCUAUAAAAUUAAUAAGCGAACGAAGAUUCAUUUGCUAAAAAAUCCAAAUCGAUUUCUCAUUAAUAGCAAAAGAGUUUAAAAAACCGCAGUUAAAUAAGCUAAGAUGAGUUUGAAAAGACCCUUUCAUCAGAAAAUAAAAAUAUGUAGGGAUCAAAUGGGAAUGACAGGAAAAAAAAUAGAUUGCAAAAAAGCCCUACCGAAUAAAUUAGUUUGAUUUUAAAGCAAGUAAAAAUACUUGUAAAUCAAAACUAGCAUAACUAAAUUAAUGAAAAGAAAAAAACAUAAUAAAUGGAAGAUGAUAUUGGAUAGUUUGAUAUCUUUUUAAAUUUUGAAAAAAUGAGAUAGUUUAUUAAAUAUAACCCUAGAUAUAAUUUCUCUAGUGUAAUUAGUAGAUUCAAUUAGAUUCAGGAUUUGAAAAAUAAAAAUAUUAGAAGCAAAAAAUCUUGUAGAAUUAAAAAGCUAACUACACAAGUGUUGACAAAGACAUAGUUUAACACUUAAUUAGAUUCAAAAAAGCUUUAAAAAAACAUAUCAAGUAAUAAGCAAAUCACAAAUAAUUAAUAUGAACAUACAGAAUCAAAACAAGAUUCUAAAAAAGUUCAUACCUAUUCUGCUAAGUAAGAUUCUGAUCUAGAUCCUACCUCUUAAGAAACAUAAAGCUAAAACCCGAAGAAUUUUUCGAAAGCAAAUAACUUUAAUAAUGAUAUCAGCUUUUAAGUUGGAAACAUAUAAUAGACAAUAUCCUAAAUUAUUGAAGGAAUAAAUAAAAAAUAGUAAUUAGAAAAUUUUAGCAUUAAUCCAAAUAGGCGUGAAUUAGAUAUAGAUUCAAAUAAUAAUAGCGAUAUUAUGAGUGAAUCCAGUUUUUAAAGCAAAUUUGGUAUUAAUAAAUUUUAAUAAUAAUAAGUAGGUGCUUUCGAACGACUAAAGAAAGAUUAUUGA